CAACACCACAGUCAGGACAGAAGACGUCACCACUGGCUUUGAACCCACCCAGCAUCUCUGGACCCCACCCUGAGAGUAAAACCUCCAGCUGUAACCAUCAAGAAGAGGUGAAAGGGCAACCUGCCAUGGCUGCCCCCAUAUUCACAAAGAACCUGCAGGAUGUCAUUGUAUCUGAAGGCCAGCUGGUGGUGCUGGAGUGCCGUGUGAAAGGAACGCCCUCACCCAAAGUGGAGUGGUAUCUGGAGGGAAAGCUCAUUGAGGACUCCGCUGAAUUCAGGAUCCUACAGAAAAAGGAGAUAUGCACUUUGGUCAUUGCUGAGGUCUUUCCUGAAGAUUCUGGAUUGUUUACAUGUACAGCACGCAACGACUACGGAGCCGGGUCCACUUCUGCUGAACUAAGAGUCAAAGGUAAAGGCAACGGCAGCAACCACAUGAGGCCAUCAGCCACUUUAGUGGUUGAGCCCAGUCAGGUUCAAGAGCCGCCCUCAUCAGAUCUGACAGGUCUUGCUGGAAGGCCUCAACCAGAGGUUACUACAACCAGCAGCAUCAAGGCCCACUCAAGGACCAUUCGCCUAGACCCGCUCAUCUCUAGCACCGUACGCCUUGAUCCCUUAAAUACAAGCACGCUUCACCUCGACCCCCACAGCUCCAGCAUGUUACGUCAAGACCCUCUCCACACCACCCAACCAAGCCUGGACCCAUCUAGCCUGAGCAGCAGUUCCUCCAAGAACUCUCACAAUGCCAGCACCUCCUCUUUAACUCUUAGCUCCCUCUACCUUCCUGGACCUAGUCGACCACAUACAGGCCCACAGAGUAGUGGAUCGGUGCUGUCAUGUCCAAAACCCUUCUCUGCUUCAUCUGUGGUUGAGACGUCUGCUAAGCAGGAAGUGUGCAGACCAUCACAGGGAGCUCCCGAGGCAAAUACUGUAACAAGUCCUGACGUUAAGGAGGCUCCAAACCACCUGAAUGAGUUACCGGCUGUAGUGCCCCUUCCUGAUCCUCCUGCCAACUCUUGCUUAAAGACAGGCACCUUGGUGAACCACAAAGACACACGCUCCAGUGCCAGAGCUGGUCUUCAUGUCCACUUCAAACUGCCUGAGGAUGAAGACGAUGAACAAAGUGAUGCAUCCAGUCAAUCCUCUGAAGGCACCACUCAGGCAUCAGUCCUCAAAGAACCCCCACCUGUGCUAGCUAAACCCAAACUGGAUCCGGCCCAGCUCCAGCUUCUACACAGCCAGGUUCUCCUGGAGCAGCAGCAGGAGAGCGAACCUCAGCCCCAAACACAGACUCAACCCUGUGCCCUAGUCCAAAUUCAGCAUGAAAUCCAAAGGUCCCAGGAGGCUUCCCUGUGGCCCCCAAGAAUGCACCGUGAGCCCCGUGCUGCACCUAACACCAUGAUGCCCCCACAGCAAACACCUGCUCCUCCACUGACCUCUGCGGCUCCCUCACCCACCUCAGCGGCUGCAUCCACAAUCAGCUCCACCUUUUCACCUGCUCCUGCUUUUCGCUCAGCUCCACCUCCUGCUCAGCCAAAGACUCCCUCAGUGGUGACCUCCCCUCCGCCUUCCCCACAGCUGAACACAGCUCCAGCCGCCACUCUACACAUGACGGCUGUAACCCAGAAGAGCACCAUCCAUGCCUCCCACCUCAACAUCUCCUCUGCAGCUCUUACAAGAACUGCCUCCUUUGGCACACCACCUGCACCUCCAGCGAGCACACCAGGCACAGAUUCUACCCCAGCCUCGCAGCAGAUCACGUCUCCUGCCACUCUCCUGAGGAGCACCCACGCCUCCCUGAUGAAUCUAGUGACCGCCUCUCAGACCUUCAGUUACGCCCGGCCCAAAGAGUUCAUAGCUGCUCAGACCUUCUCUCCCCUCAGGAGCCCCUCCCCUACAGAAUCCCACGUUCCUCUGCUCCAAGAGCUCGCAGCUGAGCUCAACUCCUCCGCGGCCAGCUCCCCAACUCUGCCGCCGUUUUCCCCACCACCCAGGAUCUUCCCCACACGGGUACUCAUGUCUCCAACCAGCCCUCCAUCACUUGUGAGCUCACCUACUCCAGGGUCAGGUCAGUUCCUGAACAGCAUGUUUGCAGUUAGAGCCCAGUCACCUCCCCAUGCCUCCUCUCCAACCUCUAGCAGCUCCACCCCCAGCCCCAUCCAAAACCCAGUGGCAUUCCUCAGUGCCGUGCUGCCAUCGCUGACCCUGAGUCAGCCUACUAACUCCAUGGGUCUGCCCAAAGGUGCUCCGAUGGGGCUACGUAAGAAGCCACCCAAAGCGCGGCUGUCCGCAUCUGAAGACAUCCAGCACACCAAAGAAACUCUCGUGCAGGAGAUUGACACAAAGCUUCGGUUUAGAGAUGAUAGCACACAAUUUCACCAUCAACAGAAGCUGACUAAUGAGGGGAAAACAGCGAGCAGACCCCUCGGACCAAACAUUCCUGCUACCGUCAUUAACUAUAAUGAGGAGUACAAAGUUUCCAGUUUUGAGCAGAGGCUGAUGAGUGAGAUUGAGUUCCGUUUGGAGCGGGCGCCGGUGGACGAGUCAGAUGACGAGGUGCAGCACGACGACAUCCCCACGGGGAAAUGCAUCGCUCCCAUAUUUGACAAGAAGCUGAAGAACUUCAAAGCUGUGGAAGGUGUGCCGGUGACUCUCUCUUGUAAAGUCCUGGGAAUCCCAAUUCCAAAGGUUUACUGGUUCAAAGACGGCAAGCAGAUCUUAAGGAAGAAUGUUCAUUAUAAGAAGAUAAGAGAGGGGGAUGGACUGUGCGCCUUACACAUCGAAUCCACCACCAGUGAUGACGACGGCAACUAUACCAUCAUGGCCUCUAAUCCGCAGGGACGUGCCAGCUGCUCGGGUCAUCUGAUAGUACAAACAGGACCUCCCCGACACCAUCUCAUACCGAUCCACUCUCAGAGAGUGCGAGCACGCGUUCAGGAGGUUGAAAGUGAUCAAAGUCCGCAGCGCUUCUUUCAACCUCACUUCCUUCAGGCUCCGGGGGACAUGCUAGCUCACGAAGGGAGACUGUGCAGAGUAGACUGUAAGGUGAGUGGUCUACCCAAUCCAGAGCUGAUGUGGCUGCUCAAUGGAAGACCCAUUUAUCCAGACCUGUACCACAAAAUGCUGGUACGAGAGAAUGGCAUCCAUUCCCUGGUCAUCGACCCUGUAACGAAGAGUGACGGUGGAAUGUACACCUGCAUUGCGAGCAACAAAGCCGGGCAGAGCUCUUUUAGUCUAGAACUUAAAGUUGUGGAGAAAGAGAUGAAGCACCCUCCACAGUUUGUGGAAAAGCUGCAGAACAUGGGUAUUCCUGAGGGAAGUCCUGUCAGGUUGGAGUGUCGGGUGGUGGGUUUGCCCUCUCCAGCCAUCUUCUGGAAAAAAGACAAUGACACCAUUCCUAGAACCAAGGAGAGAUUCAGCAUGUACCAGGACUCUACGGGAUACGUGUGUCUCCUCAUCCAGCCAACAACUAAAGAUGAUGCCGGCUGGUACACGGUGUCUGCGAAGAACGAGGCCGGGAUCGUAUCAUGCACUUGCAGGCUUGAUCUUUAUGCGCAGUGGCAUCAGAGCAUCCCUACACCCAUGAAGAAGGUCAGCUCAGGGAGCCGCUACGGCGCCCUGACAGGUCAGGGGCUUGACAUCAAGUCAACGUUCUCCACGUCGGAGACCAGCCCCAUCCUGUUCUCCAGCUCCCCCCCUGAGGUCGCGCUGGAGAGCGAGGAGCUGUGAGCACCACGGACGCCGGUCCUCACAGAUUUGCCUGCACGCCCUGAUACCGGCAUCUAGGAAGAAUCCCGACAGAUUUUUACAGGAUUUGUGUGAUGCAUUUGAAGUGAUACACACGCAGAGCAGAACGGUAAAGAGUUACUACUCAGUGGGUUAGUCUCCAUUCCCCGUUUCCUCAACAUGGAACAUUUCUCAAUCAGAAAACUGAUUUGGAAAGUCUUAGCUCAUGAGCCACCAGAGUCUGUUCUUUGACAGGGUGAAUGAGUCACAUUAGCUUUUCUACACCAUCUGUAGUGAUCGUGAUGUGUUCAGUGCUGACUGAAAAUCCAGUUACACAUUUCACGUUUGUUUUAAUUUGUUCAUAAUUAUUAGUCAAACUCCCAAAGUGGUGCCUGUACCAUUUAUCUUUGGUAGUUGUAGUUUAUCUGAAAGUUUUUAUGAAAAUAAGCAAGAACAGUAAGAACAAUAAUGUAAUCCAAAAUAAAGAUAGCUUAGGUGGACACAUUGUGUGCCCAAAUCAAGACACCUGAAUGUGCUGUUUAGAACAUUUUUAAACUGGCUUCAGCAAAAUGGGAUUUCUGUUACAUUAAACUGAGCAGUUAUUUCUUUAAAGCUACAGUGUGCAGAAUUUAGUGUCAUCUGGUGGUGAGGUUGCAUCAUGCUGUUGCCACUCAGAAAUUUGUUUGCUUCAUA
Messenger RNA from Thalassophryne amazonica, 4415 nucleotides. RefSeq names its product myopalladin-like. The coding region runs from base 126 to 3725 and encodes 1199 amino acids. Lineage: Eukaryota; Metazoa; Chordata; Actinopteri; Batrachoidiformes; Batrachoididae. The record is from RefSeq and is a predicted model, not a curated record. The transcript has 16 exons.